AGUUUCAGAUAUCUGGAUAAAUAAACUGUGCAUAAGGGCCUCUGACUGGGGCUGCCCAAACAGCUGCCUGCAUUAAAUAUUCAGAAGAUAGCUGAAUGUACGUAGAAAGAGGCAUUAAGGAAGAACUUACUGCAGAAAUCUGCAAACUGUUUCCUUUUUCUGCUCUGCCAAGAGACAAACAUUUAAACCGAAUUAGAAAAAGCUCAAAGUGCUGCUGGAGGCACAAUCUGUUCAGUCUGAAAUAUCUCCCAUCUAAAAGUACAUUAAGGUAGCUUUAAUUAGAAUUAUGACCAGUCAAAAUAAAAACUGAGAUAUCUCCAAUUUUCUUUAUAUUUUCUUUUAAAUGAAAUCUAUAUCUCAGCUGGUCAAUUAACUAACGCAUCUAUUCAGAAAUCAGUUGCAAGUUUUGGAACAUCAUUAUGGUUCACCUGAUUUUAUGUUAAACAGCUUGCCAUAGAGUCCUUUAGUCCAGGAGUUAAAACUUAAGAAACGAACCAAAGAGUAAAACCAGCAGAACCAUAAACCUGGAUCUGGACCUGGAGCCGGACCUGGAACAAGAACUAGGCCCUCCCAGGUGCCACCCUACUGAGCAUGCUCAGUGCCGUCCAGCUGGAGGAUAAAUCCUCGGUGCUGAUGGGAUUAGCAGAGCAGAUUCUCUGAGCUGAACAGAACCAGCAUCAAGUUCUGAGGAGUUCUACUGGUUCUACUGGACCCUGAAGCCUGGCAGGAUGAUGCUGAGCGACGACUGGACCGUGAUGAACAACAGCAGCUCAGAGCUGGACGGCAGGAGGCCCCGCAGGUCAAAGAGGUGCUGCACCUUCCUCUUAUGGUCGGUCGCCGUGCUGUUCGCCAUGGCGGCCGUCGUCACGGCAACAGUGACGGCCCUCCAUCUCCACCAGCUUCCUCUGCCCAUCUUCAGCAGGGGAGGGGCCUCCACGCCAGCCAUCUCUGCCGGCUCUUCAGAGUCAGGCGCCCUGGUGACCAUCUCCCGCGUGGCGGAUGGCGAGCCGGUCAGUGUCUUCCUGGACCCCGCCUGUCCGGAUCUGAGCCAGGACUUCCUGCGGCUGGAGGCGCUGCACGGCUCGCUGCUGCACGCGCUGACCAAUCGCAACGCAGACGACCACAGGAACGGGGGGGCCGUCCAGAAGCUGGGGGACGACCUGAAGGCGCUCGCAGGCCACACCCACAACCUGAGGCUGGAGGCCGAGUCGCUGAAGAGGGGCCAAGGUGCUCUGGACCAGCGCAUGGACCGCCUGCAGAACGAGCAGAGCCGCAUCAUCCAGGUGCUGUCUGACAGCCACUCCGGCAUCCUGAAGCUAGCUGAGAGCUGCAGCGAUUCUCUGCUCGGCCUGAAGAGGGAGACGGAGAGCCUGGGGAGGCUGAAGAGCGAGCUAAGUCGCAACAUCGCCCAGACAGCCGUCCAGCCCAGAGACUGCAGCGACGUCCUGGCGUCCGGCGUCUCCGUGGACGGAGUCUAUUCUGUGUUCCCAACCCACGACCCUGAGGGUUUCAUGGUCUACUGCGACCUGAGCACGGACGGCGGAGGCUGGACGGUGAUCCAGAGGAGGGAGGACGGUUCCAUGAACUUCUUCAGAGGCUGGGAGGCCUACAGGGACGGCUUCGGGACGACCACCGGGGAGCACUGGCUGGGCCUACACAGGAUCUACACCCUCACCAGGUCAGGAGGCUACGAGUUGCGUAUCGACAUGGCUGACUUUGAUAACGCCACAGCGUUCGCUUGCUACUCGGAUUUCUCUGUCGGUCGAGACUCGGUGAACCCGGAGGAGGACGGGUACCCACUGACCGUAGACGGCUACUCUGGAACGGCAGGAGACUCUCUCCUGAAACACUCGGGGAUGCGGUUCACCACUAAAGACCGGGACCAGGACCAAUCUGAGAACAACUGUGCGGCGUACUACCAGGGGGCGUGGUGGUACCGGAACUGCCAUACCUCCAACCUGAAUGGACAGUACCUGAGAGGAGGCCACGCCUCCUACGCUGACGGUGUGGAAUGGUCCAGCUGGACCGGCUGGCAGUACUCGCUGCGGUUCACUGAGAUGAAGAUACGACCCAGAAGACCAGAGUCCUGAACCGGGCCCAGAACCUGGACCAGAGAACCUUCCCUCUUUAAUAAAUUGUUCUGAUCCAUU
Messenger RNA from Xiphophorus couchianus (Monterrey platyfish), 2150 nucleotides. RefSeq names its product fibrinogen C domain-containing protein 1-like. The record is from RefSeq and is a predicted model, not a curated record. NCBI's taxonomy places the organism in Eukaryota, Metazoa, Chordata, Actinopteri, Cyprinodontiformes, Poeciliidae. The transcript has 9 exons. The coding region runs from base 729 to 2090 and encodes 453 amino acids.